Messenger RNA from Harmonia axyridis, 2702 nucleotides. Its product is annotated as zinc finger protein 62 homolog. The transcript has 2 exons. The record is from RefSeq and is a predicted model, not a curated record. Gene Ontology annotation, molecular function: zinc ion binding; RNA polymerase II cis-regulatory region sequence-specific DNA binding; DNA-binding transcription activator activity, RNA polymerase II-specific. Gene Ontology annotation, biological process: regulation of transcription by RNA polymerase II. Gene Ontology annotation, cellular component: nucleus. Bases 285 to 2111 code for a protein of 608 amino acids. NCBI's taxonomy places the organism in Eukaryota, Metazoa, Arthropoda, Insecta, Coleoptera, Coccinellidae.
ACUGCAGAUUCUAACAAUAUUCACAUUCUAAUAAGAAGAGCCGAGUUUAAUUUUCAACAGUUGAAUCAGUUGAUUAAAAAUACCGGCAUUCAGUGAAAAUAAAUAGUAGAGGUUCAGCAUUCAAAUUUAAAUUUAGACUGGUAAUAUUUAGCGCUGUUCUGUUGGCUACGUCAAUUUUUUUGUAAAAUGGGAUGUAGAAAAGAACAUGGCGGUUAGGUUGACAAAGCUGCGAUACAUGAAAAAUUUUAAUUAAAACACCGUUUAGUUUUUUAAAACACAAUUUCAUGACAAUGUAUUCAUUGCCAAAUUUUUGUCGAGUAUGUCUCAAAUAUGAGAAAAAUCUUAUUGACCUAGCUCACAUAGAAAACGAACCAAGUGAAACUUUAAUGAGUAAACUGGAGCAAUGUGUAUCUGAAGUGGAUUGGACGGCAUUUAAACCGCUUUUAUGUCAUCCUUGUAUUAAAAGACUGAAUAUUGCUUUCACCUUCAAAAGGCAAUGUAUGCAAUCAGCCACUGUACUAAAAAGUUAUGUUGAACUUCUGAAAGAUUCUCAGAAGAAAAAUGAAUCUCAGAACACAACUACAGCCGAUUCACAACCAACACCUGGUACAAUUAUGGUUCUACCUAAUCAAAAAUUCCUGAAAAUAGUUGUGGGACCUCAACAACAAAACUCAUUUCAAAACGUUUUUCUCAACUUGAUUCCAACUGCAUCUGGUAAUUCUGCUUUAGCACCUGUUACAAUCAAUCCUGUUCCUCCUAAAGAUUCAUCGAAUACAAGCAAAGAUAAUAACCAAAAUGUUUUUGUUAAUCUUAAUAAUACUAUGCAGAAAUAUGUUCCGAUUGCACCUGGUAAACCUACAGUGAAGUCUACAUCAAACAAUUCACCUGUUAUGAAUCAAUUAUUGACAGAUACAAAAACAGAAGAACUCAGUGUAGAAAUUGAUCCUACAAUUUUUGGUUUAGGAGAUUCUGAUUCUGAUAGCUCGGGUCAGGAGGAAGAAGUGAAUGAUUGGGAUGAAGUUAUAUCCCAAAAUCAAAUAAAUUCGAAAGAUAUGUCAAAAAUGAAUGGAGAUAAAGGAAAAGGUGGAAAAAAAGGAAACUUGUAUGGAAAUUAUGUUCCAAUCCUCCCAAAACAUGCUGCUGAUUUUUUCAAUUCAGGACAGCAUUUCCUUUCUAGCGAUGUUUCAUUUGAAGAAGAUGCUUCACCAGGUGAAAAAAGUUUCAGUUGUGAGACAUGUCAGAAAAAUUUUUCAAAUGUGAAAAUAUUGAAACAUCAUAUCAAAACAUAUCAUUCGGGGAAAUAUCCAUUCAAGUGUGAAUUUUGUUUUGCAGAGUAUGUUACAAGAGUUGAUUAUGAAAUGUGUGUAAAUUCACAUAAAGCGAGUAAUGAUCAUGAUGAAUCCUUGACCUUGAAAGAUUUUACACAUGCUUCAAUAUCUUCCCAACAUUCUUCACAUUCAGCUUCUGAUGGAGAAAGUAAUUGUGCACCUGGUCCUGGUGAAGAAGGUAUGAUAUUUUCUUGUGAACUUUGUAAGAGACAAUUUAACAGUUCAACGGGAUUGUUACGCCAUAAAGUUCGAAAGCAUCAUCAGAAAAAUAAAAAGAAAUAUUUUAUAAAAGGAAUGAAAAAUGCCAGGUGUGAUAUUUGUAAUCGGGAGUUUUCAACCCAAUCAUAUAUGCAACUUCAUAGGAAAUUACAUUUGAGGGAUGAUGUUGGUUAUAAAUAUAAAGUGUUUGGCAAAAGUAAAUAUACAGAUGUUGAUAGUAAGGAAGGAAAAGAAUCAUCUGCUAAGGAGAAAAAUGAUGAGGAUAUCAAAAAUGAAAUGGAGAUGAUAGAUGUUACACCAGAUAUCACUCUUGAACGAGAAACAGAGGAGGACACUGAUUCAGAUGGAGAUUCUUCCAGACCAAGAAAAAAAUUGCAAGAUAGACUUGAUAUCCUAACGCCAGAGAUUGAAAUAACUAGAAUCGUCAAAUCCAAAGAGGAUAAAGUGGAGGAGGCCAAUGAUAAUCCAUUGAAAAUGGAUGUUGAUGAAAACUCUGAAGAAACAAAUAUUGAAUUUGAAACAAAUGAAGCUAAUUGUGAAAAUAACUCAAGUGAAGUUCAAUGAAAGAUUCCUAUGAAUUAGAUUUCCAUAUGAUUUAACUUUUUUAUAAAUAUGAACUUCAUCAGGAAGUAUCACUUGAUGAUAAUAUAUUUACAAAUUAUUUAUCGAAUCCAGCAAAAUAAUCAGUUUAGAGUUUUUUAACAGAAACCUUAGUGCCUAUUCCAGAAGCAAAAUUGCAGAGAUAUUGUAUAAAGAGAAAAUUUAUAGAUAUGGUAGUCUGCUCAUCUACAUUCCCCAAAUGAUCUAAUUUUUUUUAUUAAUAAUUUUCCACAAAAUGUUUGGACAUAUCAUUAUUGUCUGCAAUCUGAAAAGGAUAAUUUUAAAAUGUAGAAGAGCAGUAAUGAAUAGUGAACAUUUCUGAAUUUAUUUAAAUUUAUGUGAUGUGUUUAAUGACUAUCGACUUUUAUUUUAUAUAUAACCUAUAACAAAAGUUAGGAUUAAGUGAUUUGUUUUAUUGACCACAAGUAUUAUCAUUUAUUUAGAACUUGAUCAUUAUUCAGAUUCUUUCCUGGAACAAAUAUACAAUUUAUAUUUUAGGUAUACACAUAAUGUUUAUUAGCUGGUAUGUCUUUAUAAUAAAGUUGAAAUUUUUGA